This is a messenger RNA of Recurvomyces mirabilis, 2097 nucleotides long. RefSeq names its product ATP-dependent RNA helicase (gene HAS1). Bases 1 to 2097 code for a protein of 698 amino acids. The transcript has 2 exons. Gene Ontology annotation, cellular component: nucleolus. Gene Ontology annotation, biological process: maturation of LSU-rRNA from tricistronic rRNA transcript (SSU-rRNA, 5.8S rRNA, LSU-rRNA). The record is from RefSeq and is a predicted model, not a curated record. Gene Ontology annotation, molecular function: RNA helicase activity; nucleic acid binding; ATP binding. Lineage: Eukaryota; Fungi; Ascomycota; Dothideomycetes; Mycosphaerellales; Teratosphaeriaceae.
AUGUCCAACGACUAUAUCAGAGACUCGCAUAAGCGGAAGCGGAAGCAUGGCGGCAAUAAACCUGGAAACCCGGCGAUGAUGUCUGGAGCGCUACCUUCGCCUGGUAUGGAGGAGGGAGAGGAGCGGACAGACCCGAUGGACGACGAGGCGGCGAGGAAGAAGGUGAAGAAGGAGCAUAAGAAGAGGAAGGUGGCUGAGCAGGCAGAUGACGUUGCAACGAAGGGCGGCGAGGUCAAGCCUGUUGCGAACGGCGUCAGCAAGGCAGAGGCGAGACCGAACGGAGAUAUGGCUGUGGAUGACGAGAGGGCGGCGAAGAAGGCGCGGAAAGAGAAGAAGGCUAGGCUGAGGGCGGAGAAGGAAGCGCGGGAGACACAGCAGACAGAGGGCGGGGCGGAGGAGCAAGUCAACGGACAGUUAAAGGAGAUUGCAGCGAAGGAUGGUGUCGCUGGCGUAGAAGAAGAAGAAGACUUUGCAGACUUUAGCGGCGAUGACGAGGUCAAUGGCGAAGAGGUGGAGGAAACUGCAGACCAGACAAACGGCCACGACGCCGAAGACGACGAGGAGAACGACGACGUCGCAAAACCUGCUGCAGAUCUUGGUGAAGCAUCUGAUCUACCUUCUGCGCUCGGUGUACGACUGCCAGACACAGGCUCAGAACCACAAAAGUUCUCGGAGCUGAACAUGUCUGAAAAGACCAUGAAAGCGAUCAACGGCAUGUCUUUCGAAAGCAUGACAGAAAUCCAGCGAAGAGGCAUACCGCCAUUACUCGCCGGAAAGGAUGUGCUGGGAGCAGCGAAGACCGGCUCAGGCAAGACUCUGGCCUUCCUUAUACCUGCAGUAGAAAUGCUGCACUCCCUCAAGUUCAAGCCACGAAACGGCACCGGCGUAAUCAUCGUCUCACCCACACGAGAACUAGCCCUCCAAAUCUUCGGCGUAGCACGAGAACUAAUGGAACACCACUCCCAAACCUUCGGCAUCGUCAUCGGCGGCGCAGCACGAAGAGCCGAAGCAGAAAAGCUCAGCAAAGGUGUGAACCUCCUGAUCGCCACCCCCGGCCGACUACUCGACCACCUCCAAAACACCCAAGGCUUCACCUUUAAGAACCUCCGCGCCCUGGUAAUCGACGAAGCCGAUCGCAUCCUGGAAGUCGGCUUCGAAGACGAAAUGCGACAGAUUGUCAAAAUCCUUCCCAAAGACGACAGACAAACUAUGCUCUUCUCCGCCACCCAAACCACCAAAGUAGAAGACUUAGCCCGCAUCUCCCUCCGCCCCGGCCCUCUCUACAUUAACGUCGACCACCACCAAGAACACUCCACCGUCGCGGGUCUAGAACAAGGGUACGUGAUCUGCGAAGCCGACAUGCGCUUCCGACUGCUCUUCACCUUCCUCAAAAAACACCCGAAGAAGAAGAUCAUCGUGUUCUUCUCCAGCUGUAACUGCGUGAAAUACUACUCCGAGCUACUCAACUACAUCGACCUCCCCGUCCUCGACCUCCACGGCAAGCAGAAACAGCAGAAACGCACGAAUACUUUCUUCGAAUUCUGCAACGCUACACAGGGUACCCUCAUCUGCACGGAUGUCGCCGCGCGAGGACUGGAUAUCCCUGCGGUAGACUGGAUCGUGCAGUUUGACCCUCCGGACGAUCCGAGGGAUUAUAUUCACAGAGUAGGAAGAACGGCUCGAGGUGCAACGGGCAAGGGUAAGAGUUUGAUGUUUUUGCAGCCGAAUGAGGUUGGGUUUUUGGGGCAUUUGAAGGAGGCGAGGGUCCCCCUGGUCGAAUUCGAAUUGCCGCCGAGAAAGAUUGUGGAUAUUCAGUCCCAGCUUGAGGCGUUGAUUGGGAAGAACUACUAUCUCAACAAAUCCGCCAAGGAUGGAUAUAGAUCUUACCUCCAAGCCUACGCCUCGCACUCUUUACGAUCGGUCUUCAAUGUCAACCAGCUUGAUCUGAAGAAAGUGGCGAAGAGUUUUGGUUUCCCGACGCCGCCGAGGGUGGAUAUCAAUCUGGGAGCUUCUAUGAAGACGGGACAUGAGGGGAGGAGGGGAUAUGGGAGUCAGCCUAGGCAGCCAGGGAAGGGAUAUGGACAGAAGAGGCGGUGA